Molecule: messenger RNA, 1618 nt
Organism: Rhineura floridana
Lineage: Eukaryota; Metazoa; Chordata; Lepidosauria; Squamata; Rhineuridae
Gene: BCAP31
Product: B cell receptor associated protein 31
Exons: 8
Coding region: 185-931 (248 amino acids)
Biological process (GO): intracellular protein transport; endoplasmic reticulum to Golgi vesicle-mediated transport
Cellular component (GO): endoplasmic reticulum membrane; endoplasmic reticulum
Source: RefSeq, a predicted model, not a curated record
UCUAUGGGUAAUGAGAUCCUAAGAGACCACACCCACCAAGAGGCGUGGCUCUUAAUCUUUCUAUUUCCGAUCGUGGCUGGAGCUAGGAUUUGCAGGCGGGGUUGGUAAGUGUGGAUGUUAAGAAUUGCCUCCUAGCCGUGAACUCUUCAGCCUCUCCCGCAGUACAGCUCCUUCCAAGGCUCUCAUGAUGAGUCUCCAGUGGGCAGCUGUGGCCACUUUCCUGUACGCUGAAGUCCUCCUUGUCUUCCUCCUGUGCAUACCCUUUAUCUCAGCAACCAGAUGGCAGAAAAUCUUCAAGUCCCGCCUGGUGCGACUGAUGGUGACGUAUGGAAACACCUUCUUUGUUGUGCUCAUAGUCAUCCUUGUCCUGUUGUUCCUUGAUGCCAUUCGUGAGAUUCGGAAAUACGAUGAUGUGACUGAGAAAGUGAACUUGCAGAACAACCCUGGGGCUGUGGAGCAUUUUCACAUGAAGCUCUUCCGAGCCCAACGGAACCUCUAUAUUGCUGGCUUCUCACUGCUGAUGUCAUUCCUGCUGAGACGCCUGGUCACCCUCAUCUCUCAGCAUGCCACCGUCCUGGCUUCGAAUGAAGCCUUCAAGAAACAAGCAGAAGGAGCCAGUGAUGCAGCUAAGAAGUACAUGGAGGAGAAUGACAAGCUGAAGAAGCAGCUGAAGCUGGCAGGAGUAGAUGUAGCAGAUCUGGACACCAAAGGUGUUGAGACAGAGAAAGAGAACAAAGCCCUGCAGGGUGAAGUAAAAAAACUGACGGAUGACUUGGCCUCCACAAAAAAAGCCUUGGAGAAGGCAGAGAACGAGGCCCUGGCUAUGCGCAAACAGGCCGAAGGACUGACCAAGGAGUACGACAGGCUGCUGGAGGAACACUCCAAGCUCCAGGAGGCUUGCGAUGGACCAAGAGACAAGAAAGAAGAAUGAUCCCCCACGUUGGCCAGUCUCCGUCCGUUCCCUGGUUGCUGCACAUUCACUCUUUUAGGGAACCUAGCCGAGCCCCUUCCCCUCACAUUCUGGGUGUGGGUUGGAUGGUCUGCUCCUCCACCAUUAUCCUUUCCUCCCCCUUCCCUGCCCUGCAUCUCCCUGAUGCUAUAGCUGUUGAGUGGACUGCUAUCACUCUUUAUUGUGCUCCUGCUGCCGCCUCCUUCUUUUUUUUGGGGGGGGGGGGACAAAGAGGCUGGCUAUGAACUUAACCAGAACGGUACUGCUGCUUGACUCUUGUAGCCCAGGGGAUUUUUCUUGAGGGUGGAGGAGAAGAGCAGGAGGAAAAGGCCUUCCUUUCUGAGGAGGCAGGUGGCCCUGGGCUACCGGGGCCAGGAGCAUCCUGUAGUGCUGAGGUGAGGGUUGGCUGGCUAUUUCAGCAUGUGCUCUAUUGCUGUCCUGUCAUCUUUUAGCUGUGCCUGCUUCCCCAGACUCUGGGUAGCCCCUCCUGCUUGAUCUAAAGCCUGAAAGAACGUGAGUGGCGCAUGUCUCAGUGUGCUUAUGUGUGCCUGUUGAAAUAAUCUGGCUGUCAUGGGGGAGGCCUACCCUCUGUCCACACCCCUCUGUUAUUUUUUGUUAAGGACAAGGUGACUGUACAAAGCUUCUCAUUAAAACUCUGGUAGAACAACA